This is a messenger RNA of Ceutorhynchus assimilis (cabbage seed weevil), 1334 nucleotides long. The record is from the annotation of a GenBank genome assembly. NCBI's taxonomy places the organism in Eukaryota, Metazoa, Arthropoda, Insecta, Coleoptera, Curculionidae.
CAAAAAUUAAAUACCAAUGCAGAUUUUUUACUAACAUGGAUAACUUUGACGCAUUUGGUUCUAAGGCUGGAUAUUCAUUAUAUUUCAGAAAGAUUGCAGCCUAGCCUUGUACUUCAUAUUUCAAGUGUAAACCUUGUCUUAGUAUCACAAUCAAUUACGAAUUAUCUCGUAUUAUCCACAAACACUGAUAUGCCAGAGCGUCUUAAAUCAAAGCAGUUCUAAUUGGUAUUGCAGCCAACACUAAUAAUUAAGAAUGGAAGCUUUAAGGUUUACAGGUUCUACCCAAGUUUUAGAAUACCUGGAAGUUCCAGUACCCAAAAUUACAUUACCCGAUCAGGUGCUGAUUAAAGUUGCUUUCGCUGGAGUAUGUGGUACUGAUCUUCAUAUAAUCGCGGGUGAAUUUCCAUUCUCUAAUAAAGGAACUAAAAUUUUGGGACAUGAAUUUUCCGGAACCGUAGUCGAUGUAGGUUCUUCAGUGAAAAACAUCCAAAAGGGAGAUAGAGUUGCAGUAGAUCCCAACGAAGGUUGCAGAUGUUGUGACUUUUGCCACUCUGGCAAUCCUCACUAUUGUAACAUAGGAGGUAUCCAAAACACCGUUGGAAUUCAUAGAGAUGGAGGUUGGGCCACAUAUGCCAUGGUACCCACAAAUCUUGUCCAGAAAUUACCAAAUUCGAUUACAUUGGAACAAGCUGCUCUAGCUGAGCCACUUGCUUGUUUAUCCCAUGGAUGGGAUAUGUUGUCUCCAGUACCUGUAGGUUCUAGGAUUCUUAUAACUGGAGCAGGAAUUAUUGGAAACCUUUGGGUUUCGCUGCUCCAUUUACAAGGUCAUAAAAAUGUUACUGUUUCAGAGCCUAAUGUGACUAGACUUAAUUUCGUCAAAAAAUUAGACACUGGAUAUAAUCUAAUCACUCCGGACCAAUUAACCAAGAAUAGAGCAACCGAUCCAAAUUAUGCUUUUGAAGUAGUGAUCGAUUGUAGCGGAUUUUGUCCGGCGAUCCAGCAGGGCUUAAGCCUCUUAACUAAGGGUGGCAAACUUUGUUGUUUUGGAAUACCUCCUCCAGAUCAAACAAUCACUGUUGCUCCAUUUGAUCUUUAUGCCAGAGAAAUUACCAUUUUUGCAGUGAACGUUAAUCCGUUUAGUAUGGUUAAGUCAAUUGGAUUUAUUGAAGCCAUGGGAUCAAGAUAUAUCGCAUACGAGAAAUUAGGAAUUCAGGUGUUUGAACUCAAAGACUACCGAAAGGCUUUAGACCUACUCAAGAGUGGAAGUAUUGCUAAGGCUAUGUUUAAGUUGUAAAAUUUGCUGUAAAUAAAUGGAAUUUUUGUAGAACACACUU